This is a messenger RNA of Folsomia candida, 1532 nucleotides long. Its product is annotated as sushi, nidogen and EGF-like domain-containing protein 1. The record is from RefSeq and is a predicted model, not a curated record. Gene Ontology annotation, cellular component: extracellular region. Gene Ontology annotation, biological process: cell-matrix adhesion. Gene Ontology annotation, molecular function: chitin binding. The coding region runs from base 50 to 1252 and encodes 400 amino acids. The transcript has 6 exons. NCBI's taxonomy places the organism in Eukaryota, Metazoa, Arthropoda, Collembola, Entomobryomorpha, Isotomidae.
UUCUCGAAGUAACCAUAGCAUUACAAACUUGGUAAAUUUUCUCUCAAAAAUGUACAUUCCGUACAUUAUCUUCACCCUGGCAAGACUUUUCUACGAGGGACAAGAUCACACUCCAGACAACUUGAGCCCAAUUACGGGAUCAAAUCGUCAAAUCGUUUCUUACACGGCUGUCCAGCCGUUUCAAAAUAAGAUAAGAAAAUUCGGCCCGAAAGGAUAUGCAAGCCACAUCCCGACCCGACAUGACGCACCGCUUAGAUCUAGUCUUACCCUUCAUAAUCCCACCAGCCUUCACGGCAUCACGCAAGGGUCCACCGGCCUCCCGCUGGACGGUCUCAUCCCCUUCGGCACUGACCAUGGCGACAGCCCCCUCCAACAUGCGGACGAUGCCUUCGCUCAAAUCCCGCUCUCCUACGAUCCCUGGAUCUUUGUAGAGACGCAGUACGACACCAUAUUCCUCAACACGAAUGGCGGAAUCUCACUCUUAAAUGGCACCACCGAGUUCAUCCCGCAAUGUGGUCCACUCCCCCUCCCAAUGAUCACUCCACUCUGGGCCGAUCCUGACAUCCGGUUGGGUGGGGAUAUCUUUUAUCGCCAAGCCACCGAAAGUGACACCAUGUCGAAGGUGCUCCCAUUUUUGCAAAAGGCCUUCCCCGACGAUGCCCUGGACCUUCAGGCGCUCCAGUAUGCCUUCAUCGCCACGACGUACAACGUCCCGUUUUGCCACGCCCAACCGGAAACGGACACCUGUCCCGGGCUCGGGUUAAGAAACACGUUCCAAACGAUUUUGGUGAGGGGCCAAGUGGAUGCCUUCAUUAUUUAUUUAUAUCAUCAAAUACAGUGGACGGAUGCGCCAAGUGAGACCUUCGGUGAUGGGGGAGACCCUUGCACAGGAACUAACGGCAAACAUCCCGCCAUGGCGGGUUUCGAUUCGGGAGAUGGCGUGAGUCGAUUCGUCCUUCCUGGCUCCUGCACAACCAACGCUAUCAAUCUCGCCCAAACGACCAACAUCAACAUUCCUGGGGCCUGGGUUUUCCGCGUGCUGGACACGGUCGUCACGCCCUGCAACGUCACGUGCAUUCCUGGCCUGCAAUUUAGAUCCGACCCGUACGAUUGUCAUUCCUACUACGAAUGCGCCAACAAUAUCCCGUAUUCCAUGAAGUGUCCCUCCGACCUCGUUUUCAAUCCGACGAAGGGCGUUAAUGCGUGCGAUUUCCCGUCAAGAUAUGAAUGUGAACCCAUUUGCACUCAUUAACACAUGGAUUUUGACAACAAAAUAACUAUACUUCGAUAAAAAUGCAGAAUUUUAUUUGACCAAAGAUCUGAAAUAAAGCAAAAUUUUAAUUGGAUAAUGGAAUCAAAAAUACAUAUGUAGACUUGUAUCCCCACAAAUAAACUUAUUUAAAUAACAUCUUUAUAAAAAGUUAUAAAUUAAAUAUGCCUAAAUAUUUGAGAGAGGACCUCCAGUUUCAAAAUAAUGACUUGGUUCAUAGAAAUACUACUAUGAGAUUAAUAAUAAAUUAGCCUGAUUUGUA